AGGUUUCUGUAUGGGGAAAUUCACCUUCCUGAAGGACCCGUGGAACUGGCUGGACUUCAUGGUCAUCAGCAUGGCGUACCUCACUGAGUUCGUGGAUCUGGGAAACGUAUCUGUGCUGAGGACAUUCAGAGUCCUCCGAGCACUGAAGACCAUCACCGUGAUCCCCGGUCUGAAGACCAUAGUGGGAGCUCUGAUGCAGUCGGUGAAGAAGCUGGGUGACGUGAUGAUCCUGACGGUGUUCUGCCUCAGCGUCUUCGCUCUGAUUGGUCUGCAGCUCUUCAUGGGAAACCUGCGGCAGAAGUGUGUCCUGAUCCCCCCCCAGUUCAUCAACCAUACGUCUGACAUCGGACAGGGUUACGAUGUCAAUGACACUAACGUCAACAAUACAGGAAGUGGCUUUGAUUACCAUGAGUACAUCAACAACCCAGACAACUACUACUUCCAGUCGGGUCAGCUGGAUGCCCUGCUGUGUGGAAACAGCUCCGAUGCCGGGGUCUGUCCAGAGGGCUACGUGUGUCUGAAGGCUGGCAAGAACCCUAACUAUGGAUACACCAGCUACGACUCGUUCGGAUGGGCCUUCCUGACUCUCUUCAGACUGAUGACUCAGGACUUCUGGGAAAACCUCUUCCAGCUGACCCUGAGGGCAGCAGGGAAGACCUACAUGGUGUUUUUUGUGGUGGUGAUCUUCCUGGGCUCCUUCUACCUGAUAAACCUGAUCCUGGCCGUGGUGGCGAUGGCGUACGCUGAGCAGAACGAGGCGACGCGGGCCGAGAACCAGAAGAAGGAGGAUGAGUACCAACAGAUCCUGGACCUGCUGAGGACCAGGGAGGAGGAGCAGGCAGCCUGCAGGGCAGCGCUCUCAGAGAAACAGGAUUCAGAGAAGAACUCAUCAGAGAUAAAGAGCCAUGAAGAAGAACACAAUGUCAUGGAAGACUUCGCUGAGGACCAGAGGCCAUGUCCACCAUCUUGGUACGUCUUCUCCGACGUCUUCCUGAAGUGGAACUGCUGUAGCUGCUGGCGGUGGCUCAAGCUGUGGCUCUACACCAUCGUCAUGGACCCGUUUGUGGACCUCGGGAUCACCAUCUGCAUCGUCCUCAACACCGUCUUCAUGGCCAUGGAGCAUUACCCCAUGACGGAGGAGUUUGAGGAGCUGCUGAGCAUUGGGAACCUGGUAUUCACAGGGAUCUUCACGGCGGAGAUGGUGCUAAAGCUUCUGGCCAUGGACCCCUACUACUACUUCCAGGUGGGCUGGAACAUUUUCGACAGCAUCAUCGUCACCAUGAGUCUGGUGGAGCUCGGACUGGCCGACGUCCAGGGACUGUCUGUACUGCGCUCCUUCAGACUGAUGCGGGUCUUUAAGCUGGCUAAGUCAUGGCCCACACUGAACAUGCUGAUAAAGAUCAUUGGUAACUCUGUGGGGGCUCUGGGGAACCUGACGCUGGUCCUGGCCAUCAUUGUCUUCAUUUUUGCGGUGGUUGGGAUGCAGCUGUUUGGGAAGAACUACAAAGAGUGCGUCUGCCGUAUAGACAAGGACUGUGAACUCCCCCGAUGGCACAUGACGGACUUCUUCCACGCCUUCCUCAUCAUCUUCAGGGUCCUGUGUGGGGAGUGGAUCGAGACCAUGUGGGACUGCAUGGAGGUCGCAGAUCAGACCAUGUGUCUCAUCGUCUUCAUGAUGGUGAUGGUCAUCGGAAACCUGGUGGUCCUGAAUCUGUUCCUGGCCUUGUUGCUGAGCUCUUUCAGCGGGGAUAAUCUGGCGGCCCCAGAGGAGGAAGGAGAAAAUAACUUGCAGAUCUCCAUAAACCGGAUAAACAGGGCUGUGUCCUGGCUGAAGACGUGGGCCUUGGAACAGAUCUGGACUUUAAUGGGAAAGAAGAACCACGUGAUCCCAGACCUCAGUGUGAGGGAUGAAGAGGAGGACCAGCAGACAAAGGACUCCUUGGAUCUGACCUUCAUCAACUCUGAACCCCUCGGCUGUAACCGUGGCAACCUGACCAGCAACUACCACAGCCUCCCGUUGCUAAGGGUCCCCAUCGCCGAGGCCGAGUCAGACCUCGAGUCGCGGGACAACGACGACGAAGAGGAGGACGAAGAGGAGGACGAAGAGGACGACGAAGAGGACGACGAAGCGGACGACGAAGAGGAGGGCGAAGAGGACGACAAAGAGGGCUCCCAGGGUGACGAGUCGUCGGUGUGCAGCACAGUGCAGAGACUCCCUGAUGUUCAGGAGGAAGAGGAGGAAGAAGAGCAUGAUGAAAACACACCUGAGGACUGCUUCACUGACAAGUGUUAUGGCCGCUGUCCGUUCCUGGACAUAGACACAUCCGCGGGUCGAGGGAGGGUCUGGGCUGACGUCAGGAGAACCUGCUUCUUCAUCGUGGAGCACAACUACUUCGAGACGUUCAUCAUCUUCAUGAUCCUGAUGAGCAGCGGGGCUCUGGCGUUCGAGGACAUCUACCUGGAGCAGCGGCAGGUCAUCAAGAUGGUCCUGGAGUACGCAGACCAGGUCUUCACCUACGUCUUCGUGGUAGAGAUGCUCCUCAAGUGGGUCGCCUACGGAUUCAAGACCUACUUCACCAACGCCUGGUGCUGGCUGGACUUCCUCAUCGUGGACGUGUCUCUGGUGUCUCUGACCGCCAACAUCCUGGGAUACUCGGAUCUCGGAGCCAUAAAGUCUCUGAGGACGCUGAGGGCCCUGAGACCCCUGAGGGCCCUGUCCCGCUUCGAGGGCAUGAGGGUGGUGGUGAACGCUCUGGUCGGGGCAAUCCCCUCCAUCUUCAACGUGCUGCUCGUGUGUCUGAUCUUCUGGCUGAUCUUCAGCAUCAUGGGGGUCAACCUGUUCGCAGGGAAGUUCUAUUACUGUUUCAACGAGACGUCUGAGGAGAAAUUCCUGCCGGAGGAUGUUAACAACCGCAGCGAGUGUCUGUCUCUGAUGGAGGCCGGCAGCCAGGUGCGCUGGAAGAACGUCAUGGUGAACUACGACAACGUGGGGAUGGGAUACCUGUCGCUGCUGCAGGUGGCCACCUUUAAAGGCUGGAUGGACAUCAUGUAUGCAGCGGUGGAUUCCAGAGAUGUCGAGUCCCAGCCGAAGUACGAGGAAAAUCUGUACAUGUACAUUUACUUCGUCAUCUUCAUCAUCUUUGGCUCGUUCUUCACUCUCAACCUCUUCAUCGGAGUCAUCAUCGACAACUUCAACCAGCAGAAAUCUAAGAUGGGUGGGACAGACCUUUUCAUGACGGAGGAACAGAAGAAGUAUUACAAUGCGAUGAAGAAGCUGGGCUCCAAGAAGCCUCAGAAGCCCGUCCCCCGCCCGGAGAACAAGUUUCAGGCGCUGGUGUUUGACCUGGUGACCACGCAGUUCUUCGACAUCUUCAUCAUGGUGCUGAUCUGCCUCAACAUGGUGACGAUGAUGGUGGAGACAGACGAGCAGAGCGAGGACAAGGAAGUCAUCCUGUACUGGGUCAACCUGACCUUCAUCAUCGUCUUCACCGGGGAGUGCAGUCUGAAGUUGGUGGCGCUGCGGCAUCACUACUUCUCCGUGGGCUGGAACAUCUUCGACUUUGUGGUCGUCAUCCUGUCCAUCGUAGGCCUCCUCCUCGCUGACAUCAUAGAAAAAUAUUUUGUUUCGCCCACACUCUUCCGAGUGAUCCGAUUGGCUCGUAUCGGCCGAGUGCUCCGUCUGAUUCGUGGAGCAAAAGGGAUCCGGACGCUGCUGUUUGCCCUGAUGAUGUCACUUCCUGCCCU
This is a messenger RNA of Trematomus bernacchii (emerald rockcod), 3744 nucleotides long. RefSeq names its product sodium channel protein type 4 subunit alpha B-like. Gene Ontology annotation, molecular function: voltage-gated sodium channel activity. Gene Ontology annotation, cellular component: plasma membrane; voltage-gated sodium channel complex; axon. The record is from RefSeq and is a predicted model, not a curated record. Lineage: Eukaryota; Metazoa; Chordata; Actinopteri; Perciformes; Nototheniidae. Gene Ontology annotation, biological process: neuronal action potential; sodium ion transmembrane transport; membrane depolarization during action potential.